GCAUAUUUUCACUCGUCUUUUCUCUCUCUGCCAAAAAUUCCCAACAUGAAUUUUUCAUAAUUAAAAAGAAAAAAGAGAGAGGAGCUUUUAUAAAUUGUCACUUUUGUGUAUAUAAAUCUAUUAACUCUCCUCGCAGCAUUUUGAAUUGCAGUUUCUUAAAUCUUCACCAUUCAAAAUGCCUUCAACUUCAAUGGGAGAUAGCAGCAUUGAUGCGGGCCCAUUCGAGGCCUUCUUUGAUGGCUGGAUUGUUCGUCAUGAAAAUUUUGUUGAUGAGCUACUCAGAGCACAACAAAGUUACGAUGAGUCAUGGGAGGAUGCAAUCAGGGGCCUUAUUUCUCGAGUUCUGGCUCAUCUUCAAGAGUAUUAUCAAGAAAAGUCAAGAAUGAUUCAAAGGGAUGUAUUUCUAGUGUUUUCACCACCUUGGUUUACUGCAUUGGAAAGAACGUUUUUUUGGAUUGCAGGAUUCAGACCCCAAUUGGCAUUUUCUCUGGUGAUGAGAUCUGUGAAUGAUUUUACUGAGGAUCAAUCCCAGAGAAUUCAAAGGUUGAGGCAUGAUGUAGAAAUGGAAGCAGAGAUGCUGGCUGAGGAGUUGGCAAGAGUUCAAGAGAGUGUGGCAGCCCCACCAGUGGCUGAGCUGGGGAAGCAGGUAGGAAGAAGGGUGGUAAACGGUGGCGAAAUAAGGCAUUUGGAUGCAAUGCCGCCUGAGCAAUUGAGGUCAAAAAUGGAGAAUUUGCUAAUUGAUGCGGAUUCGUUGAGGAGAAGAAUAGUUCAGGAGGUGGUGAAUAUACUGAGUCCCGCACAAAAUAUGAGGUUCUUGGGUGAUGCAAUUCAGCUCCACCUUAGGAUUCGGGAGCUGGGACGGCAGAGAGAGGCGGAGGCAGAGCUGCUUCACCAACAACAGAUAAAUGGGUGGUAGACAAUUUCUGUCUAGCGAGUUACGUACAAAUAAAGAAUGGUCGUGUUAAUAUUUAUAGUAGUCUCUAUAUUAUGAAAUAAUCUGAUAUCCACUCGUUUGUAUAUACAUCAAACUUGAGGGACAGAUCAAUUUGCUACAUAUUUUGUGUAUUAAUGUGUGCAUGUGUAUAUGCUUUUCAGAGAUGAAAUAUCACGCAUAUUUACUACUUGUAUA
Messenger RNA from Olea europaea var. sylvestris, 1129 nucleotides. RefSeq names its product transcription factor TGA2.3-like. Gene Ontology annotation, molecular function: sequence-specific DNA binding. The transcript has a single exon. The record is from RefSeq and is a predicted model, not a curated record. NCBI's taxonomy places the organism in Eukaryota, Viridiplantae, Streptophyta, Magnoliopsida, Lamiales, Oleaceae. Bases 176 to 916 code for a protein of 246 amino acids. Gene Ontology annotation, biological process: DNA-templated transcription.